AUGAACAUCGAUACAGCCACUGAACAGCCUACUACGAUACCUGAACCAUGGACGCAACAAUCUCAACCGACUAUCUCUUCUAAGGUCUCUCAACCUCCUCAGCCUCUCCACGCAAUAUCCCCCGCUACCUCCACACCAAACCAACAACCAACUUAUGCCUCCGUUCUACAACGCCCUAAACCUUCUCUACCGCAACCAACUCCCAAAAGAUAUCAAACCGCACCUCCGCCCAAAUACACACUCACAAUCGACGACCUUUAUCGACGGUUUCACAACAAACCAUCGCCAUUCCAGCUCAACAAGAAGACAAGCAAGAGUUCAGCUCGUCAAGCUCGCAACAGAAACUCAUUCACUACGCAAUGUCUAACGAAGUUUUUAAUCUCAGCUUUGCCAGCAUUAUCGCAACUUCUAGCCGAGAUGCAGCCAGCUGCGGACAACCGUUGGCCGCCUCACCCGAAUAUUUAUUCUAGCCGCGCCAUGAGGGCAGCCUAA
This is a messenger RNA of Penicillium cosmopolitanum, 492 nucleotides long. RefSeq lists its product as uncharacterized. The transcript has a single exon. The coding region runs from base 1 to 492 and encodes 163 amino acids. Lineage: Eukaryota; Fungi; Ascomycota; Eurotiomycetes; Eurotiales; Aspergillaceae. The record is from RefSeq and is a predicted model, not a curated record.